Messenger RNA from Balaenoptera musculus (blue whale), 798 nucleotides. RefSeq names its product ATP synthase subunit gamma, mitochondrial-like. Gene Ontology annotation, molecular function: proton-transporting ATP synthase activity, rotational mechanism. NCBI's taxonomy places the organism in Eukaryota, Metazoa, Chordata, Mammalia, Artiodactyla, Balaenopteridae. The transcript has a single exon. Bases 1 to 798 code for a protein of 265 amino acids. Gene Ontology annotation, biological process: proton motive force-driven ATP synthesis. The record is from RefSeq and is a predicted model, not a curated record.
AUGGGGGGACUUCUAUCAGUCAAGAUUAACAAGGACCAGGAUCGACCUUCAGCAGAGCCGGUAUCACCAUGUUUCCUCCAGCGGGCCUUGCCGGGCUCUCGGCCUGGGCCGUGCAGCCGCAAUGCUCUAUAUGAAAAGGCUGAUAUUAAGGUGCCUGAAGACAAGAAGAAACAUCUCCUUAUUGGUGUGUCCUCAGACCGAGGGCUUUGUGGUGCUAUUCAUUCCUCGAUUGCUAAACACUUAAAGAGUGAGGUGGCCAAUCUCACAGCAGCUGGGAAAGAAGUUAAGAUUGUUGGAGUUGGUGAUAAACUCAGAAGUAUACUUCACAGGACUCAUUCUAACCAGUUUCUGGUGACAUUCAAAGAAGUGGGGAGAAGGCCCCCUACCUUUGGGGAUGCGUCGGUCAUUGCCCUUGAACUGUUAAAUUCUGGAUAUGAAUUUGAUGAAGGGUCUAUCAUCUUUAACCGAUUCAGGUCUGUCAUCUCCUACAUGACAGAAGAAAAGCCCAUCUUUUCCCUUGAUACCAUUGCAAAUGCUGAGAGCAUGAGUAUCUAUGAUGAUAUUGAUGCUGACGUGCUGCAGAAUUACCAAGAAUACAGCCUGGCCAACAUCAUCUACUACUCUCUGAAGGAAUCCACCACGAGUGAGCAGAGUGCCAGGAUGACGGCCAUGGACAACGCCAGCAAGAAUGCUUCUGAGAUGAUUGACAAAUUGACUUUGACGUUCAAUCGCACCCGCCAAGCUGUCAUCACCAAGGAGCUGAUUGAAAUCAUCUCCGGUGCUGCGGCUCUGAACUAA